This is a messenger RNA of Cladophialophora carrionii CBS 160.54, 2676 nucleotides long. RefSeq lists its product as uncharacterized. The transcript is spliced from 2 exons. The record is from RefSeq and is a predicted model, not a curated record. The coding region runs from base 1 to 2676 and encodes 891 amino acids. NCBI's taxonomy places the organism in Eukaryota, Fungi, Ascomycota, Eurotiomycetes, Chaetothyriales, Herpotrichiellaceae.
AUGGCUCAGCUCUGCGAAGCCUGUGCAAGAUUCGCUACCUGCAAUCUCCCAGCAAAGCAGGUAUGGUAUAAUGCGAAGUUCCCACACUAUGCUUCAGGUACCGAGCUUCAUCAGUCGGCGGAGAGAGGUUGCCAUCUCUGCCAAUUUAUCGAGGCGGCUCUACUGAGAUACAACCGGACACCGGGCGAAACAAGUCUGCCGGACAGGCAGAUAUGGUUACAAUGCGUGCAGCAAUCGCACAACCACAAUACUAAUGCCAUUCAGAUUUCCAUCGAGCCAUUGGGUUUACGCUCUGCGGGCUAUAGGGGACUUGAUACCUAUGACGUCGAUCACUGUCUAUGGCUACCCGCGGAGGACGAUACUGAGCAAAAGCUUGCAAUGCUGGAGGCCAUGUCCAACGGGCCACUGGGCAAGCUCGGACCCGUGGCCGGCGUCGUCGUUCACAAUACAGGUCGCAUAUACUUUUAUCGUGGACGGACUUUGACAGCAGACGUUUUUUAUGCCAUCCGACAGCCGUUUUAUCGAGCUGAGAUACACUGCGUUUUGAUUCCAGGUGAGUCCCGCUCGAUAUAUCGACAUUACUGGCUCAGACGUGGAAUAGACCACAUUUCCCAAGCACUUGAUACUGGCCUGGGACUUAGUGUUCAGGGCGUACAAGAUGAUAGCACCGGUUCCUUCGCCAAUCUAUUUCUCAUCAUCGCCUGGCUAAACCGAUGCUUGACUCAUCACUCCACCUGCCGUGGGUAUGCGGAGGGUGCCGGCCAGCUCCCAUCCCGCGUCCUCGAUGUUGGACAUGUCAAAAGUGAGGCUGUGCACCUUCAUAUUUCCAAGCCCGGAGAAAAAGAUCGAUACAUAGCAUUGAGCCACCGAUGGGGCAGGACCAAUCCAUUGACAACCACCACCAAGACUCUACCCGAUAGAGUAGCCGGCAUCGCGUUGACCUCACUGUCGCAAACAUUUCGUGAGGCUAUCUACGUGGCACGAAUGCUUGACAUCAAAUACCUGUGGAUCGACUCUUUGUGCAUUCUCCAAGACUCACAUGAUGAUUGGAAAGAGCAAGCUGCUCUAAUGGGUACGAUAUAUCGCCAAGCCUUUGUGACAAUUGCUGCAACCGACACUGAGGAUGCGUCGUCGGGCUUGUUCUUUCCACGAAGUCCGACCAAAGGAAAGCCAUGCAAACUCCACUUACCGUUGAGGAAAGACAUGUUUGCUAGCGAGUCAGGACCUCUGUAUGCGACAAGCCCUCACUUUCGGCGUGGCAAGGAUAUUGGCCGCGUUAGAGGCCCAUUGGACACUCGUGCGUGGGUCUUGCAAGAGCAGAUUCUGUCGGGCCGGGUGUUGAACUUCACCAAGGACCAGGUCUACUUCGAGUGCCUGAGUACAGAGGCUAGUGAGGUUCUGCCGUACACUCUGGAGAAUGCGAUGGACGACGAGUCGCACUAUGUCUCGACACUCAAGCAUGGUAUAGGCGGUCUGCUACCGCACGACAAACCAGAAGCCAGCACGUACUUGCAUCGGGCCUGGUAUCUCAUGGUGGAAGACUACUCGCGUCGACAGUUGACUGUGCCCACCGACAAAUGGGUUGCCAUGCUCGGUAUCGUCACGGAAAUGCAGCGAGCUACAGAUGAUGUCUGCUCAUUCGGGCUUUGGAACCGCUGGCUGGUCCAUGACUUGUUAUGGGCAGUAUACAGCGCGAGCUAUCCUAGGACCAGCCUUCAACAGGAAAAAAUGAUUACUCCCGGGCCAACUGGCAAACGGAACACAUCCCUAUCAGUGCCUUCCUGGUCCUGGUUACAAAUCGAGGGCCACAUCAAAUAUCUGCCCGACCCAUACAACGUUGUCCUGCAAGAUCAAGUCCUAGUGCAGAAAAUGGAGUUGCAAAAUGCCGACGCAACAUGCCCCCCCGGCGUCGACCACAAGAAUCUCCCUCGCCUUCGCAUCCGAGGACCCCUUAAACCUGGCAUCCCUGCUCUAUUCGUCGCUGAUGCAGAUGAGGACAACUCUGAGGGCUCAGGGCAAGUUGCCGGACCACCGGACACCAGUUCCCAGGAAGCACUAACAUCUCAACACGAAUACCCUCGCAUGGCUGAACCAGACUUUCUAUCGGCUGCACUCGACCCGACAGAUGAUCGUGCCACACGCACGUGGCGUAUCGCGAGCGACUUGGAAGAGGAAAUCUACGGGCCCAAACCAAUGAUGGACGAAGACGAACCCAUAAUUGGCGUAAUACCUCAGGGUAGAUUGAACCAUGUCAUUCACGACCAUGUUCUGGCCGAUAGACCCAAUGCAGACCGUCGGAUGACGGAGCUGUAUGCGCGAGGCACCGGGUCGGACGAGCUACGUCACACCUUUCUCAAAGAGAAAGCUAACAAAUAUGUUGUUGCAACAAAGAUCGAGAAGACGCCCAUCGGUUUCUGGGCACCGGACAUUGAUGGCGAGCUCCCCACGGCAAGGCUCGACGAGCUGGGGACUCUUUUGGAUGAGGAGAUAACUUCUCUGCUAUUUGUCGGUAUAUGUCGUGGUCGAGGAUGGGUCCGAUGUCUGGGAUUGCAGCUCGUUGGAACUGGGGUAGAGGCAAUGCUAGCGAAUGUGUGGCGUCGCGUUGGCAUGGCAUGGAUACUCGAGGAGGCUUGGGACCAGACCGGAGGCAUCGAGACAGAAGUCACGCUGAUCUGA